Molecule: messenger RNA, 1728 nt
Organism: Debaryomyces hansenii CBS767
Lineage: Eukaryota; Fungi; Ascomycota; Pichiomycetes; Serinales; Debaryomycetaceae
Gene: ALG6
Product: dolichyl-P-Glc:Man(9)GlcNAc(2)-PP-dolichol alpha-1,3-glucosyltransferase
Exons: 1
Coding region: 1-1728 (575 amino acids)
Biological process (GO): protein N-linked glycosylation
Cellular component (GO): endoplasmic reticulum membrane
Molecular function (GO): dolichyl pyrophosphate Man9GlcNAc2 alpha-1,3-glucosyltransferase activity
Source: RefSeq, a predicted model, not a curated record
AUGGGAAAGCUGAGCAGUAAGGCUGGUAAUAAAGUACCAAUACCACAAACCACACCUGCUAAGGCUAAGAAAAAGACUAAGAAGUCUAAUAAAAUUAAGGAACAGGUAGCUGUCAAAAAUUCACAAAUUCCAUUUGAGAACUCGCCAAUUUAUGACUUACUUCAAUUUUUUGAAAAAGCCCCAGACCAAUGGACAGCCAGGUAUAUAUUGAUAUUGACCGCCAUUAUUUUGAGAAGUGCCGUUGGUCUAGGAUCAUUUCUGGGUCAAGGAGAAAAGCCAAUAAAUGGAGAUUUUGAAGCCCAAAGACAUUGGAUGGAAUUGACUAUUCACCUUCCUAUCAAUAAAUGGUAUUUCUAUGAACCAUUAUACUGGGGUAUCGAUUACCCACCAUUAACUGCCUUUCACCUGUACUUAUUUGGCAAGUUGGGAUCGUUAAUUAAUUCAGACUGGUUUAGAUUUUUCACCUCGAGAGGACUAGAAUCAUCAGAUUUGAAAACAUACAUGAGAUACACCAGCUUGAUAAGUGAAUUGGUGAUAUAUGUUCCAGCAUUAUUAGGCUUUAUUUCGAUAAUGGGGAAGAAAUUGAAUUUAAGCAGGAUGUAUCAAAUAGUGAUAUCUACCAUAAUCUUGUGUCAACCAUCACUUAUUUUGAUAGAUCAUGGACAUUUCCAGUAUAAUUCAGUGAUGCUAGGAUUAUUCUUAUUUUCAUUAGUUGAUCUAAUCAAAGGAAAUUAUAUUUUAGCGUCAAUUUGGUUCAUGAGUUCAAUUAACUUUAAGCAAAUGGGCUUAUAUUAUGCACCUUUUAUUUUCGCAUACCUUUUUUCCAAGUUAUUCACUAAUUAUUACGACUUAGGUUCUGAUAGAUCUGUUAAAAAGUUAGUAACAAGCUUUAACUUCAAAAAAUUGAUUGCCAUUGGUCUUGCAGUAAUAAUUACUAGUAUUGUAAUUAUUUCACCGUUUAUUAUCCUACCAAAUUGUUCAAGAGCGGAGACGUUAAAUGUUUUAAAGCAAAUAUUAAUCAGAGUAUUUCCAUUUGAAAGAGGUUUAUUUGAAGAUAAGGUUGCAAAUUUCUGGUGUACUACAAAUUUAGUAGUCAAGUAUAGAGAUAUAUUUUCGAUCAACCAAUUAAAGAAGAUUACAUUAUUGUCUACAUUGGUGGCUAUUUUACCUCCGUGCUUGAUGAUUUCUUAUAAAAAUAUUUUUAAUCCAAAAUUUUCUAUUAGUUCGCUGUCUCCAGUGAAAUAUUUAUCAUUGAUUUAUGGAUUUGCUGCUACAUCAUGGGGAUUCUUUUUAUUCUCAUUUUUGGUACACGAAAAGAAUGUGCUUGUGCCUCUUUUACCUAGUACGCUAUUAUUUAUCAUCAAUGAUAAAAGUAAGAUUUCCAUGAUCCAAUGGAUCAAUAACAUAGCAGCUUUCAGCUUAUGGCCAUUGUUAAAGAAGGAAAAUCUUGUUUUGCAAUAUGUUGUUGUGAUACUUUUGUCAAAUUGGUUAGUGGGUGGAUUCAAUAUGAAAUUAUCAAAUAAUAUUUUCUUUCCUAGAAUAAAUUGGUUUUGGAACUUGGUAAUAAGUGCAUCGUAUAUAUCGGUCGCAAUUGUUCAUUUUGUUGAUUAUUUUUAUUUACCCCCAGCUAGAUACCCUGAUUUGUGGGUUAUUUUGAACACUACAGUUUCAUUCGGCUGUUUUUCUUUAUUCUGGUUAUGGAUAUUAUAUCAAUUUUAUAAACUUUAG